AAAUAAAAUUUAUUUACAGUACCUAUGAAAAAAAUCCAAACAUUGUCUAUCUAGAUUGUUUGUGUGGUGUGCUAUAAAUAUUUUUCUCGAAAAUAAAAAUGCAUUAGACUAAUAUCUUAUAAAUUGGUAUAAGCCAAAAGCGGUACUUUAAAAAUCGAUUAAAAUGACGGACGAACGCAAUUUCAGAUCGUCAUACUACGAAAAAGUUGGUUGUCGGGGGGUAGAGGAGAAGAAAUCUUUGGAAAUCCUUAUGAAAGAGAAACCCUGGGACAGGGUGAAGCUCAAGCAGUUCUGUCUGAGAUUCACCGUGCCCGCUGCUUAUAGGAAUUUAGUGUGGAAAGUGUUACUUGAUAUACUGCCAGUGUACCAAGAAGCCCACCAAUUUGUAAUGGAGCAGCGUACAGAGCAGUUCCAAGACGCCCUGUACUGUGUAGAAUUGGUGGAACGCAUAAACAUGGAUGCAGUGCGCAGCAAAAUAAUGUUUGAAAUGUGGCUUCUGGAGAAGGAAGUCACAACGCCACCAGUAUUUCCCGAGACUAAUUUCUCUUCUGCCGACACCUUCAUACCAAUAGCCGAGUCGUUACUGGAGCUGUUCACAGACGAAGUAGACAUAUAUUGGAUAACCAAGAGUUUAACAGAGAUGGUGAGGAAUAUGCAGAAAGACAUUGGCAAGCUUAAGGAAACCUUCCUCACCAUGCUGGAGAAGGAAGACGGAGAACUUUACAACCAUUUAUCAGACUUGGGCGCAUUGGAAGUCCUGCCUCUGAUCAAGUGGUUUAACUGCUGUUUUGCUGGAAUUUUGGAUGAGACCUCACUUGCUAAGAUAUGGGACAAACUCUGUAGUGGUGCCCCUAAAAUAUUGUCCUUUGCUGCAGUAAUGUUAGUUAUAACUUUACGACGCAAUAUUUUGAAGGCGAAAUCUGCAGAAGAAGUGUUCCAAUGCGUCUCAGAGAUACCGGAACAGUAUGAGGAGCAAGUUUGUGCGGUUGCAAAUAAAGCUAUUGAUCUUUGGCAAUACUAUGGUGCCCUCCCACAAAAUGAUCAGCUAGCUAAAAAAUGAUGUAUGACCUUCUAAUGAGUUUAUCUCAUUAGAAGUAAAAAGGACAAUUCGGCCAGAAUUUCUAAACUAUUACAGCUAUUCUGUAAAAAAUACAUUCUUAACUGUAAUGUACAAUAAAACAUAGAUUUGUUGCGUAUAUAUGCGGAUAUAAUGAUAAGUAAAUAAGUUAACGAAAUAAAUAUUGUCAAAAUAAAUAUUGUAAAAAUAGACAUUGUGUUACGAAAUAAAUAUUGUCAAAAUUAAAGAUGAUAUUAUUAGGAUUUAGAUAUUGUGUACUUUUGGCGUGUUGUGGAAUCCUAAGAUGUAAUAUUUAAUGUAGGUUUAUAAAGCACUGACGUAAUAAAAUAAUAAUUUACAUUUA
Molecule: messenger RNA, 1421 nt
Organism: Plodia interpunctella (Indianmeal moth)
Lineage: Eukaryota; Metazoa; Arthropoda; Insecta; Lepidoptera; Pyralidae
Gene: TBC1d7
Product: TBC1 domain family member 7
Exons: 6
Coding region: 164-1060 (298 amino acids)
Biological process (GO): activation of GTPase activity; negative regulation of TOR signaling
Molecular function (GO): GTPase activator activity
Source: RefSeq, a predicted model, not a curated record